Molecule: messenger RNA, 1011 nt
Organism: Coccidioides immitis RS
Lineage: Eukaryota; Fungi; Ascomycota; Eurotiomycetes; Onygenales; Onygenaceae
Exons: 3
Coding region: 349-927 (192 amino acids)
Source: RefSeq, a predicted model, not a curated record
CUCUUGAGUCUAUUUCCUUGGUGUCUUCCUAUUUCAUUUUGUCCUUUUUCUCUCUUUGGUUUGCUUUUGGCUCUCAUUCUUAAUUUCAAAGCUAUCAUUUAGCAGAUAUUUUACUUAAGUGCUUGCUUGUUGACACAUUCCUCUCAAGCAUACUCCUAGGACUGAUUGACUCUGGAAAGUCAUCUCCUGUUUCUGUUUUUAUUUUUUUUUUUUUUUCGUUGCCAUUACUACACGGUCUUUACGAUCUCGCUUCUAUACCUGGCCACGGUUACAAAACCCCCAAUCUCUUUAACAUUUCAUAUCAUUUCCUCUUGCUGUUUCUCCUUCUUUUACUCAGUUACCCUUAAAAUGGCUGGUUCUCAGUACGGCGCGAUUGGUAUGACCUUCAAGGUUGUCCGCAUGCUCCAGGUCGUGUGCCUUAUUGCGAUCAUUGGGAUGACUGCCAAUUUCAUCUCGCAGAUGGUGUCGAGUAAUACCACUCCGCCCGAGGUCCUUGUUGGGACUAUCAGCGUGACCUGCAUUGCUGUCCUAUACUGUGUUGUCACAUUCAUCCUGUUCAUGGACAACAUCCUACCGUUCCUGAUCAAUACUGGUCUGGAUGGUCUUCAUCUAAUCGCCGUCAUUGUUGUUGCCGUUACCGUCGGAAAGCCGCUGUCCUACGUAAACUGCAACGUCCUCGGGAGAGUCUCAAACGCUACGUCUUCGGCAUACGCGUUUGCUGCCGCUUUGGGCAACAGCCUUGCCAAAAAUGGCGACAAGAUCAGCUAUACCCACUGGGUCGGCACUUCUAAGCCAAACUGCCUUGAGAUUAAGGCUAUCUGGGGUCUAAGCAUUGCUCUUUGCAUCCUCUUCGCUCUAUCUGCUACAUGUAGCGUUGUCAUGUGGCGUCAGCAGAGAUCUGUCAAGCCUAAAGAUGUUGAAGGUUAAGCCUGUCCUCCUGAGUCCGCUUCUCUCGGUCUGCAUUGGGUCCUAAACGAAUUCGUGGAUUUUGAUAAUCCUGUUCUACAUGCU